This is a messenger RNA of Alternaria rosae, 714 nucleotides long. RefSeq lists its product as uncharacterized. The coding region runs from base 1 to 714 and encodes 237 amino acids. The record is from RefSeq and is a predicted model, not a curated record. The transcript is spliced from 3 exons. Lineage: Eukaryota; Fungi; Ascomycota; Dothideomycetes; Pleosporales; Pleosporaceae.
AUGGCAGCUACAACAGCAUCUGCAAGCGCAAGCGAGCAGCUGCACGCGACAUGCAUAAAGGCACUCAAGGAGGAACACAAAAUCCAGUUUCAGCUCGAAGCUUUGCAUCUCAGGAUCAAAAAGCUGCGCCGCCACGGCAGAGACCUCGAUCUCAGGGCUGAAGCUGGUCAGAAUGCUACAGAGGAUGCUGUGCAAACAUAUGCGAAAGACUUAUGCCUGAAUAUUUGUACCAAGGUUCACCAGACCUUCCCGCGCGAGAUCAGAGACAUGAUCUACGGCUACAUCACGGACUGCGAGGAAUUGACGGUCUCCGAACUACCACCGCGCCCCUACUCACGCAAGGAUGUGCGACGCUCGUAUUUCUCUCAGACAGCCAGACCCAAGCUCGGCACCAUUUCCCGAAACCAGACCCUGACUACUGGUGGCUGGCAGAAUUCCUUCCAGUUCAAGAACAGUUUGGAAGUCAUUCCCAAGUUCCGGAUCACAGACCAGUGGAAGCUAGACUUCCUGCCUGUCUCUUUUGUCUCCAUCGUAGAAGUGGUCAUUACGUGCGAUGGCCACAACUUCCAGGCAUACAAGGAAAAUCCAUGGCAUGAAGUACCGGAGCAGCCAGGCAGUAUGUGGGACACCGUCGCUGACGAUGAAUGGGAUACGCGCCGUCCCAUUCUUAGUGGUAAGCUCGCUGACAUUCCAACACCUGAGCUCCUCGUCUAA